Coccidioides immitis RS is the source of this 1452-nucleotide messenger RNA. RefSeq names its product carboxypeptidase 2. The record is from RefSeq and is a predicted model, not a curated record. Gene Ontology annotation, biological process: proteolysis. Bases 1 to 1452 code for a protein of 483 amino acids. Gene Ontology annotation, cellular component: fungal-type vacuole. NCBI's taxonomy places the organism in Eukaryota, Fungi, Ascomycota, Eurotiomycetes, Onygenales, Onygenaceae. The transcript has 12 exons. Gene Ontology annotation, molecular function: serine-type carboxypeptidase activity.
AUGGGAGAACUCUUCCAUCCUCUUGGGAAUGCCAGUUUCAUUUUGAAUAUAAAUACACUCGCGCAACCCAUAGCUGUGUUGGAGAAAGCCACACUUCUCUUAAAUUCCCAUACCCUUGUGGAGGCUUCCAUCGUGCAUCUCAAGAAGGCUGUUAUUGGUACUUUUCUUUUGACCUCAACAUGUGCAUUUCCAAACCACGAUGGAAACGAUGCGCAAGGAUUGCCAUAUCUACACCCGCGAUUGAGAACCAUCAGGUCGAACACAGGCGCUAGUAUCAGUUUUACUGAGCCCGGCAAAGCUGGAAUCUGCGAAACAACUCCCGGCCUGAAAAGCUACUCCGGCUACAUUAACCUUAGCUGUGCCGCUCAUAUGUUUUUCAUGUUCUUUGAAGCCCGGCAGGAUCCUCAUAACGCCCCGACUACCUUGUGGCUUGGUGGUGGUCCUGGAAGCCUCGGGCCAUGUGGCGUCACCGAAGAACUGGCUACGUAUAUAAAUCAUCAUCCAUGGACGGAGGUGUCAAAUCUACUUGUUCUAUGGCAACCUAUCGGAGUUGGCUUCUCUCAUUCGUCGAUUGAGCCAGGAUCUUUGAAUCCCUUAACACGGAUAUUCGAGAAUGCAUCGUUUGCUGGAGUCACUGGCAGAUACCCUGUCAUCAAUGACGCAAAUAAGGUUGGGAUUACUCAAGCGGCUGCGAAAGUAGCUUGGGAUGCCGUGCAAGCGUUCUAUGGUGCUCUACCCAAGUUAAACCCUAGGUUGAAGUCAAGACAUUUCAACUUAUGGACAGUUAGUAACGGCGGGCACUACGGGCCUACUUUCUUCAGGUACUUUUACCACCAGAACACUAAGAUCAUAAACGGAAAACUCCGUGGUCAGCCCUUGGUAUUUGAUGCUCUGGGCAUAAUAAAUGGUGCUAUUGACACAGGGAUCGAGGCGCCUUAUUUCCCUGAGAUUGUGAACCACAAUACCUACAACACCAAAGGAGUAAACCAACCAGUGUAUGAUUAUAUGAAGUUUGCAAAUUCAAUGCCAGGUGGAUGUCAGGAUAAAAUCAAAGCCUGCAGAGCGACAAACUAUUCCUCUAUAGCCGAUUUUACCCUCUGCGUUCAAGCUGUGCAUAUGUGUAAUGACAACGUCGGAUCUCCUUAUCUGAACGCAAAUCCUCGAAACAUGUAUGAUAUUCGCAUAACUGCUGACCAAACUGGUGAUCUUGCAUACGCCAGAUCUCUUGAGGACGUGGAAUAUAUACUCGAUCUGCCUGUUCGGGUCACACUCAUGUAUGGUGACGCAGAUUUCGUUUCUUACCAACCUCUUGCAUCGCUCCAGAUCUUUAACCGAACACUCCUUGGAUUGGACAUUGGGAGCGGACUCGCAGAGGCCACACUAGAUUUUGAAACGAAUGGGUCUCCACAUGCAACACAUAUAAAUAGAGGGCCAUCACCUACACCAUCUUAA